AUGAUACAAAAUGCAAAUCUAUAUAAAAUAAAUAUGAACCCUUCUAAUAACAAUAACAAUAAUAUAGGUUACUCAAACUGGGAUAAAAAAAAUGAUGUUCUCAAAACAUUUAGACACAUAAAUCCUACAAUAAAUAAACUCCCUUCAAUUUCAUAUAUGCUAAUACCUCAACAAAAAGACAAUCAAAAGAACAACAAGAAAGAAACAGUUAUAGAAACUAAACUUGUUGAGACAGCAGGUACAAAAGAGACAAAUAGACUAGCAAAAGAGAAUCUGUUCCAUUCAAGUUCUCCACUCUCAACUAUUGCCAUAGAAUCUACAAAUCAACCUGUAAACUAUGAAUUCAGAAUUCCAGCAUCACAUCAACGUACAAGUUCAUUAGAUUCGUUAAUGAAUGCUGCCGAAAACUUAGAACAUGUAGACCACAAUUUACAAUCAAAAAUACCAAAUCUACAAAGAAUCAAAAGCAUGUUUCUAGAGAAUAUUAAUGUCUUGGAAAGAAAAUAUUGUGGAAAUAUUAAUCAAAAUUUGACAACAAUAAGAGAAGAAGAAAUAUUUGAAACUUUAAGGAAUUUGCAAAAAUUGUCUCUUGAAUUACAUGAACUGAUUUUGGAUAUAUUAGAACCACAAAGAGGAGAGUUGGUAGCUACAUCACAAUCUAUAUCAAACCCUUCUCUUUCACCAGCUGAAAAAAAUUCCCUUUCUACCAUAGAUUUACCUCAACCUCGCAUGACUUUAUUACCACCACUAAUAUUAAAUGAAAAUUCUCAGACUAUCCCAAGAAUGACUGGUUUCAAAUUCCCAUAUAUUAAAUCACAUUUUUUAACACCAAAUGGAAAUAAUACCAAUCUCCAAAAAAAAGUCAUUGUUGAAGAAGAACCGUAUAAUGCGCCUUUAGAGCAAAACCUACAAUAUAAACCACUAGUGUUUAACAAAACUAAUCAUCUUUUACAAACACCAAAAAGAGAAGAGUACUCAAAUAUAACACCCAAUUAUGAAACACCCACUGCCCAGUCUAAUCUAGUUGUCACAAAUCCAUUUAACAAAUCUGGAAAUUCUUUUACAUUGUUUCCCCAAAAUAAUAAUGGAAAGUCUACAAUAAUAACACCUGUUUCGCAAGGUAAAAAUCAUAUUUCACAAAAGAAUAAAGGAACUGCAAAUACAGUGUUUAUUCCGCCUUUGAAUCAUGAGCCACAAACGGUUAAGGUAACACCGAAGACGUCAAGAGAAGAAGACAUAAUAUUUUCAGACUUAAUGCAAGUAGAAAAUGAACCCAAAAUGGAUAUCCCAUACAACGUUAAACGAAUAAAGACAGGAUCAACAACAAAAAAUUUAACGUCCAGAAAGGGGGCACCUAUUGGAAUUACAACGACUCUCAAACUAACAAAUAAAUCACUGAUGGAAAAAUCUAUUAAAAAAUAUAAACAAAAAGAAGAAUUUGAGCAUAAUGAAACAUAUUUACCAACAAGAGAAUCUGUUACAAUUGGAAAACAUUUUGAAAACAAAGGUCCAAUAAUGCAGAUACAAGAUAUGGGGAAAAUAGAAUCUAAGAAAAAAUCAAGAGAGAAAGAUAAAGGAGAAGAAGGAGUAGAAGAGGUAAAUAAGAAAUGCUUUCAUUGCCAAAGUUCAAAGACUCCAGAAUGGAGAGCAGGUCCUUAUGGCGGUGAAAAUAUAUGUAACGCUUGUGGAUUGUUUUAUCGUAAAAUUGUUUCUAAAUUUGGCGAAAAGGGUGGGAAUUUGUUGAUGAAAUAUAGACAGUUAGUAUGUCCAACGAAUAGGAGAGUGCCACCUUACAUAGAAAUACCAGAAGAAUAUAUGAUAAGAUUCAGUAAAGAGUCAGGCUUUAAUCAAUUUUCUAGUUGA
Messenger RNA from Arxiozyma heterogenica, 1863 nucleotides. RefSeq names its product GATA-type transcription factor. Gene Ontology annotation, molecular function: sequence-specific DNA binding; zinc ion binding. The transcript has a single exon. NCBI's taxonomy places the organism in Eukaryota, Fungi, Ascomycota, Saccharomycetes, Saccharomycetales, Saccharomycetaceae. Gene Ontology annotation, biological process: regulation of DNA-templated transcription. The record is from RefSeq and is a predicted model, not a curated record. Bases 1 to 1863 code for a protein of 620 amino acids.